Molecule: messenger RNA, 1788 nt
Organism: Macrosiphum euphorbiae (potato aphid)
Lineage: Eukaryota; Metazoa; Arthropoda; Insecta; Hemiptera; Aphididae
Source: the annotation of a GenBank genome assembly
AUGGGACUUCUCGUUGUCUGUUCAACCAUCGAAAAUGCUGAAAAAAUAUUGGAAGCUUUAUUUGAUAUUAUUUUGAGUAAGUAUGACGGAUUUGUUGAAAACUCUGAGACAUUGACACCCUGUUAUAAGGCUAAACGAUACUUACAAUCAUUGAUCACAACGACAAAUAUCACAAACAUUUUAGAAAAAACCAACGGCAACGAUUAUCAUGACGUAGAAGAAGAAGAAAAUGUAACUGAUACGACAAGUGAUAAUGAUAUAACUGAUAAUGAUAACAUACACAUCAUGACUUUUAAAGGGUGGACACAAUCAAUUGCAGAUAGGUCUAGAGCUAAAGUGGAUUCAAUAAAAGGGACUACUGAUAAUGCACAAUAUUUGCUUGCACUUGAACCGAUCAUAAUCCGAACGCUCAAACUAUUUCCUUGUUGGUCAGCAAUUAUGAUAGAUACAUUUGGAUAUGGUGAAGAAAUCGCAUCCAGUAGUCGUAUCGAAAGUAAUUUCAAUCACAUAAAAAACCGUGUAAUUAAAAAUGAUAAACUACCGAUACGAGUUGAUUCAUUUGUGGAAAAACUAUUAUCAUAUUAUAGAGGGAAUGAACUUUUAAUACAAGGAGAAUCAUAUGGUGAAUUGGAAACAGAUGUCGAUGAAAACAUAUGCAAUAGCAACAGUUACAGUUCUAAUACUCAAAAUAUUAUUCGAUCUCCAGAACAUGGCAAUUAUGAUGAUACAUUGUAUAAUAUGCAAAAUGAUUUUGACGUAAAUGAGUCAUUAGUAGAAACUGAACCGGCUUCCUUACACUACAUUCCUAUUUCAAAAGAUAUAAUUGUGACUUCAACAACAGAUAAAUGUCAAUCAACUUUAAAAUCAACAUGCCAUGCAUGUAAUAAUGGAGAUUUUCCGACGGGAGCACACAAAUGUAUAGAAUGUAACAAGCCUAUUCAUUUAUUUGGGUGUUCUAUAUCUAUUCAAGGAACGGAGGAAGGAUACGGUGAGUGUAGAAUUUGUUUUGACUGCGAUAAAAUAAAAUCAACAUUAGCUGAGACCAACGCAACUGAAAACUGGAAUAGAAAAAGUAUGAUUGAAAAGAAAAAACGAAGUUCACGAUCAUACCUUAAUCUCCAACCAGGAUUUGAGUUUUUAGACCUAAAUAAGCGGGGAAACAUAACUCCAGUAGUAUUAUUGAAAAAUGGAAAUAGUCUAAUCAACAAACCGAUAAUGGUACCAAGCGUAGGAAAAGUAGUUCUGAAUAAUACUUGUUCUGUAGAUUCAGUUCUAUCUAUUUUAGCGACAUCAGCUGCCGAUAGUAGUAAUUUUAAAGUGUAUUUAUCUGAAAUGGCAACAUCAAACAUGACAGCAAGAAUAUCCAUGAAAAUGAUCGAAGACAAAAACAAAACACAAAUUUAUCAUAAUAGACUGUUAUUAAUAUUGGAACAUUUUGGUAGUAAAAUAGAACUGUUAGUUGGUGGACUUAAAUCAGUAGAUACUACAAUUACUGCUGCAUCAAUGGUGAACAAGAUAAUGCAAAAAAUGCCAUCUUUCAUUGAAAGUAGUUUCUGUGACAACAAUUUAUGUACCACUCCUAUACUAGAAGUAAAAAAGACACACAUAUCACUGAACAUAUUCAAUGGCCAAAUAGUUAUUCAAAAUGAGCUCGAAAAAUUAUUUGAAAGUUCAGACGAAACUUGCUCAUAUUGUGGUGAAAAGAGGAAGACAUCGAUGGAAGCUACUACACAUAUGAUUAUUGAACUGAAUUCAAUUCCAUUUGGUAAGUAUAAUACAAAUAAUUGA